Odocoileus virginianus texanus is the source of this 2974-nucleotide messenger RNA. The record is from RefSeq and is a predicted model, not a curated record. NCBI's taxonomy places the organism in Eukaryota, Metazoa, Chordata, Mammalia, Artiodactyla, Cervidae.
CCACCUGUUGGGGGCGUUAGUAUCUACAAAACAGCUCGAAUGACAUGGCUCAGAAUAUCAUCUUUAGUCCUUGAGGAGAAACUAAAGGAGAAUGUCACAGGAACCUCGGAGAUGCUCUCUUUGGCUGUUUCUUUUCCUGAGCCAUGGAGUGGCAAGUUACAGAGCUUCAGACUCCUGGCAGGAUUUGCAUCCGUUGGUGCAAAAGAUGGCGGAAGAAAUAAUAGAUGGAAGCUACCUGAAUGCAUUGCUGGAUCUCAUACAGUUUCAAAGCUCCCACGUGUGGACGGCGGACCUGUCGCACAGAGUCCUGGCCUAUCUGAAUUCACGGCACGUUGCCUUCACCAUCCCCAGCCUGCAGGCAGCCAUGGCAAACCACCUGGAGCAGCGUUUGUACCAGCCCCAGAAGCUGCUGGAGGACCUGAGGGGAACAGACACUCCGCAGUUCCACACCGCCAUGAAAUAUCUCUUGGAAGACAAGAAGGACCGCCUGGAGUUGGACGACAUCGUUAUUGACUUGGGAGAGAUUCGGAAACAAGCCUUGCAGAGCCCGGGUGUGAACCGCAGCCUGUUUCUCAUCACGCUGGAGAGGUGUUUCCAGGUGCUGAAGCCCCUGGAUUGUGUGGAGAUCCUGGGCAGCGUGCUGAGGGGGUCCUCAGGCCGCUUUCUCCAGCCGGACAUCACGGAGAGGCUCCCGUGGGACCUGCGUGAAGACGCCUUCAAGAACCUGUCUGUGCUGUUCAAAGAUCUCUAUGACCAGACCUCAGCACACGCCCAGAGGGCUCUCUACUGCUGGAUGACUGGGGUUUUGAAGACAUCCUCCAAUGUGACUGAUGACUCUGUUUCAUGGGUCAGUGCAGAAAACUUAUGGAUUUUGGGCAGAUACAUGGUUCACCUAUCCUUUGAAGAAAUUAUGAGAAUUAGUCCCAUCGAAAUUGGGCUGUUUAUCAGCUAUGACAACGCUACCAAGCAGUUGGACACGGUUUAUGACGUCACACCUGAACUGGCCCAGGCGUUUCUGGAGAGGAUCAGCUCCUCCAACUUUGACAUGAGGAAUACCUCUACCAUCCACAGGCUGGGGCUGCUGGUUUGUUUCUACGAUGACCUGGAGCUGCUGGACGCUGCUGUGGCCCAAGUCCUGCUCCACCAGAUGAUCAGAUGCAGCCACCUGAGGGGCUUCCAGGCUGGUGUUCAGAAGCUCAAAGCUGAGCUCCUGGAAAUUGCCACGGAGAACCAGACCCUCAAUGAGACUCUGGGCUCUUUGUCGGAUGCGGUCGUGGGCUUGACCCACAGUCAGCUGGAAUCCCUCUCCCCCGAGGCUGUGCACGGCGCCAUCUCGACCCUCAGCCAGGUCUCCGGCUGGGCCAGGAGCCAGAUCAUCAUCUUGUCUGCCAAAUACCUGGCCCACCAGAAGGUGCUGUCCUUCUACAACGUCAGUCAGAUGGGCGUGCUGCUGGCUGGGGUCGGCACGCAGGCCUUCCACGCCAUGGACCGCAGGGACCUCAUGCAGCUCCUAAGAAGCGCCACCUCCCUGCACGUGUCCGACUUGUCGCCUGCCCAGCAGCACGGUGUCCUGAGCAAGGUGAUGGAAGCAGAAGAUACUGCCUCUGGCAUUGUUGAAAUACAGGGGCCUUUCUUUAAGGAAGUGUCUCUCUUUGAUUUAUGGAGGGAACCUGGAUUCAACUCCACAGUCCUGAAGGAAAAGAAGAUCCGGAGGAGUCAGGCCUUGUUCCUGUUUGAGUUUCUGUCAAAGACGACCCGGAGGCCCGAGGAACUCCUGAGUGCAGGGCAGCUGCUCAAAGGUGUGACGUGCCCCCACAUUGAGGCCAUGAGCGCCGACUCCUUUCUGGCUCAUUUCCAGUAUUUCGAGAACAACUUCUCUCUGCUUUCACCGUAUCAGGUUAACUGUUUGGCGUGGAAAUACUGGGAGGUUUCCAGGUCCUCUAUGCCACUCUUCCUCUUGGCUGCACUCCCGGCUCGCUACCUGGCUUCUAUCCCUGGUUCUCGGUGUGUGCCCUUCCUGAUCAGCCUGGGGAAGAGUCAGCUGGACUCCUUGGUUUUGGAUUUCCACAAAAAAAAUUCCAUCCUCAAGAAAGUGCAGCAGUGCCUGAGCCACACCAUUGCUGACGAGUACGCCGUGGACAUCCUGGGGAACUUGCUCUGUCACCUCCCGGCAGCCGUCAUCCACCGCGGGUUGUCCCCCAGAGCCUGGGCCACAGCCCUGCGUGGCCUCAGAGACUGCCUGGACCUCAGUCCCCAGCAGAAGGCGGCGGUGAGGCUGAGGCUCCUGGAACAGCAUGGACUGCCCCAGAACUGGACAGCCGAGACAGUGAAGGAUUUGGGAUCCUUUCUAGUGCUUUUCUCAGGAGAUGAAUUAAGCUCUGUUGCCACAAAGUUUCCUGACAUCCUUCAACAAACAGCUUCCAAGAUGGCCGGGACUCUGCCCCCUAAAGAAUUCCUCCAGGCUGUCUUUGAAUCUGUUCGGAACAGCAGUGUGGAGAACCCCAGCUCUGACCCCAGCCCUGGUUGCCAUGGCAUCGUGGCUCCCUCUUUCGAUGACAUCGUCAAGCUGGCUGAAGCCAAUGCCUGCUGGGCCCCCGAGGACCUGCUCUGCCUGGAGGAGGACACGUUUCUCAGGAGUGUGGAGCUGCUGGGGGCCGUCAGGAGCUUCAGCCUGGCUCAGCUGAGGAAGCUGAAGGAGAAGGCAGUACAGGUUUGGGACAUGCCUUCUUACUGGAGAGAGUACCAUAUUGUUUCCCUGGGGCGCAUUGCUCUGGCUCUUAAUGAGAGUGAGCUGGAGCAGCUGGAUCUCAGUUCCAUCGAUACCGUGGCUUCCCUCAGCCAGCAGACAGAGUGGACCCCAGGGCAGGCUAAAUCCAUUCUGCAAGGGUUUCUGGAGGAUUCAGGCUAUAGUGUCCAGGAUCUGAAGAGCUUCCACUUGGUAGGACUUGGUGCAACUCUGUGUGCCAUGAACAUC